CUUUGCUAGAGAGAUCUAAAGAGCUCUAGAGAUGACGUCUCAAACAGAUAUGUCUAUGUUACGUGAUAAACGUGGGCGGGUCCGAAAUCUGUUUCCGGAAACAUGGAGGCUGUUGUGGGCGAUGUGGUAGCUCCAGAAGACCUUUUAAAAUUUGAGAAGAAAUACAACAGUGAGCUGGCAAAGGGAGCUGUCUCCAAAGAAACAAAGUUUGAGUAUGCUUGGUGUCUCAUCAGGAGUAAAUACACAGAUGAUAUCAAGAAGGGAAUUGUACUCUUGGAGGAACUUGUUCAGAAAACAUCAAAGGAUGACUCCCGGGACUUCUUGUUUUACCUUGCAGUGGCCAACUACAGACUCAAAGAAUACGAAAAAGCCCUGAAGUACAUCCGAACUCUUUUGAAGAACGAACCGGGGAACAAGCAGGCGCAUGAACUGGAGAAGCUUAUCGAUAAGGCUUUAAAGAAAGACGGCCUGGUUGGCAUUGCGAUCGUCGGUGGAUUUGGUCUCGCUGUGGCCGGUUUGGCCGGUCUCAUCGGCUUGGCUGUGUCAAAGGGAGCUGCUAAAUCCUAACCUAGACAUGGGACGACAUGUCUUAAUUUUACUGGACUGACACACUGACUCUACAUAAAAAAAAUAAAAGUUUGUGGAGAGAGCUUGAAGGAUGUAACAUUUUGGUGUUAAGUUGAGUAUAUACAUUAAAGGGUUUGAAUAAUGCCAGUGAAUAACCAUAUUGUAACAGGGUUGAGAUUCACCAUACAUAUAACAUUACUUAGCUGUAUAUUCACACAUGAUAGCAUGGCACUUUUCUCAAUAUUUGUGUAAAUAAAUUAGAUAGUUAAGGUGCUGCUCAAUUUUAUGUAAUUUCUUAUUUAGUUUGCACCUCAGCCUAAACUUCCUAAGUUCACACUUACAUUUUGUAAAGAAUAUCUUUAUAAAAAAAAAUGCAGUUGAGGUUCUGUAACUGUCUGUUGAUGAUUUUUGACAUACAAAAUUGUUAAGGAAAGUGUUAUUGGUGCAGUAGAAAGUGUAGCUGGUAAUACCAAAAGCAACAACGUGAUUUGUUUGCUGGUGAUGUAGCAGUGACUGCCAUAAUGCUGGUAGAAGACUGUAAGUCCAGCUGCUGCUGAGGAGGCAAUGAGGAGAUGUUUGCAUUUAUUUUGGACAUGAGGUUUCUUUUCAUUUGUUCUGAAUACUACUUAAAAUUUAAGAGAGGCAACGCACUUGGUGGAAAUUAAUACCUUUUGUCAUUUAAAAUGCAUAUACCUUUGCUACAUGUAAUAGGUUGUGUUUUCCAUCUCGUUAAUUAAAAUGAUUUUGAACUGAGA
Messenger RNA from Sander lucioperca (pikeperch), 1322 nucleotides. RefSeq names its product fission, mitochondrial 1 (gene fis1). Gene Ontology annotation, biological process: mitochondrial fragmentation involved in apoptotic process; mitochondrial fission; peroxisome fission. The transcript has 5 exons. The coding region runs from base 103 to 567 and encodes 154 amino acids. Lineage: Eukaryota; Metazoa; Chordata; Actinopteri; Perciformes; Percidae. The record is from RefSeq and is a predicted model, not a curated record. Gene Ontology annotation, molecular function: protein binding. Gene Ontology annotation, cellular component: mitochondrial outer membrane; peroxisomal membrane.